Vigna unguiculata (cowpea) is the source of this 2205-nucleotide messenger RNA. Its product is annotated as D111/G-patch domain-containing protein. Lineage: Eukaryota; Viridiplantae; Streptophyta; Magnoliopsida; Fabales; Fabaceae. Gene Ontology annotation, cellular component: nucleus. The record is from RefSeq and is a predicted model, not a curated record. Gene Ontology annotation, molecular function: RNA binding. Gene Ontology annotation, biological process: mRNA splicing, via spliceosome.
AAAAACUUGUUGGUUAUACACUUAAUUAAAAAGUUAAUGUACCUUUUGAGAAGGGGAAAUUGGGUUGGGCCGAGAAGCAUGAAGAAAAUAGUGUGGAGAUUCCAACGCCGACGAGAGAUUCAGCCAUUGAAGUGCAGAAGCUAUGGACGGAGAUUCUGAAAAUCGUGAAAAUAGUGAUUCCACCUUUGUUUGGGAUCACAAAUCGCAGCUUUACUUCCACGCUAGUAGUGGAUUUUACCAUGACCCUAAUGCCGGCUGGUAUUAUAGCAGCAGAGAUGGUGCUUAUUACAAAUUCGAGGACGGGAAUUAUGUACUUUUAGAUUCCAAUAAGGAUGAUAGUGCAGACACAUAUAUGUGCAAGGAAACUACCACAGAAAGUCCUCAACAAUUCUGUGAUGGCAACGACAAUGAGGAUUAUAUUUCCUUUCUUGAAAAUAGAUCUGAAACAAACCAACAGACAAGAACCCUGGCUAAUGAAACACGUGAUGGGACAGGGGGUUGCUACCAAGUGCCGUCUUGUCAUAUCCCCAUAUUUGCACUUUAUGCCACAAAUUCUGGGAGUAGUCCAACUUGUGAAAAGCCACCUCCACCACCAUCAGAAUGGUUAGAGGACACACUUAUUGAUCUUUACUUGUCUGGCUACAAGAAUAUAGCCGUAAGUGAAGCUGAUGGAGUGACAGUGCCGCUUGAAACAGAUGAUAGAUAUAACUCUUUAGCAGCUGAUGCUUACAGCAAAACUUAUGAAGUGGAAGGUGAGUGGAACCCAAACCAAGUAGGUGAAAAUGGCUUAGCUGAUACUAAAAGUACUGUAGAUGAAGGUGUAGCUUACAACAAUUCUUAUGAACUGGAAGAGGGUGAGUGGGUCCCGGACAUGGAGGAUGAAUGUGACAUAGCUGAUAAAAGUACCAUAGAUGAAGGUAUGUUGUUGGAUGAAGAGAAAUGGCGAGCUCAAUAUGGUCAAGUUACUGAAUCAGGGAAAGAUUUGGUUUUAGAGGUUCCAAUUGUGGACUUGUGGGAUUGGGAAAUGGUUACGAGAUCCAAAAGAGAUGAAAAAGAUAAAGUGGCGAGGUUGGUUGGAAGAUUGGUGAAACCAUCUGCAAAACAACAUCCAUCUAUCCCUUCUAGUGGAGGGAAAUUAAGAUCUGCUCCCAUCUGUGAAGCACAUUUAGAUCUGGUACGAGUUAGAACAGGACAAGUGUACAGAUUGCGAAAUCCUAGUGCAAAAUAUAUGGCUUCAUUAUCAACUUAUGAUUCUUCAAAUCCAACAAAACAUUGGGAUUUUCCCCAGCUAUCACCUACUAGAAAAACCACUCAGCUCUCCAAGUCCAGUGAAAGCUCUGCUUCAGUUUCAGAUGAUAUCCCUGUAGAGAAGGAUUUGUCUGCGUUACCAAGUCAGCCCUCUGCAUCUAAGCAAAUUAAACAUCAAUACAGAGAUAGGGCUGCUGAAAGAAGAAUAUUGCAUGGUGGCUUUGGCACGGGUCCAGGACAGAAGAAUCUGUCAGAUGUUUAUAAUACGCCAUCUUCACCUGAUGCUGGUUGUCCUCAAGAAGCUGCAUCAGAGGCCUUGGAGAUGUCAUUUGGAGCAGGUAGUUAUGCCAGAAAACUUCUGAAAAGCAUGGGUUGGAAAGAGGGGGAGGGGCUUGGAAGCUCUACGAAGGGCUUGGUAGAACCUAUUCAACCAGUUGGAAAUGUUGGCACUGCAGGUUUGGGAUGGUCUCGUUGAAACUGACUCACAUAGAAAGCUACUUUUAAAAAUGCAAAACCUAAACCCUAAACCAUGAGUAAAGUAGUGAAAUGUAGUAUACCAUCUUCAACUAUAUUUCCAUUCAAAGCAGAAGCAUCCUUAUGAACAUCAACAGUUAAUGAUCUAAUAUACAAGAGUAAAAAAAAAUGAAAAAAUGGUUUCCUGUAAAAGACUAUAAUGUCAAAUUAGUUUGCAGCACCCCAGCAAUUGUCUCAUUGUUGUCAUUUCUGCAUCAAAUCUUCAUCCUCCAAGUUUUUCUGUUGAAGCUCGUUCUUUAGUCUUUGGACUUCCCGAUCCUUCUCUUCAAUCUUAUCUUGUAAUAUGAGAACCUGGAAUGAAAUCCAUCUUAGGUAAUCCAUCUUUGGUUGGAUUGUAAAAUAUAAAUUUGCAUGUAUUGACCAAGAGUAAUUAAUUGUAACUGUUUUUGGUUAUAAAAUAAAAAAUAUCGGGUAAUUGUCAAA